Molecule: messenger RNA, 5604 nt
Organism: Melanaphis sacchari
Lineage: Eukaryota; Metazoa; Arthropoda; Insecta; Hemiptera; Aphididae
Exons: 1
Coding region: 146-5374 (1742 amino acids)
Biological process (GO): DNA integration
Molecular function (GO): nucleic acid binding
Source: RefSeq, a predicted model, not a curated record
UAAUGUUAAUUUCUUAACUCUUAAGCACUAUUUGUUUAAAUUUCAUAUUAUUUUCUUGCGGAAAGCUUUUCCUUUGUCGUUAGUAGAUAGUUAUUUUGCACUAGCAUUUUAUUGGUAUUCUUUUUAGUUUUUUUAUUGUGUCGUCAUGGCUGACGUUGAACGACUUACUCGUGAUAAACAGCGUGCAAUGAGGAGACGUGAUGCUGCUGCAAGUCAUAUUGAAGCAAUCUAUUCUUUAGGCCUCAAUGCUUCAACAGAUAGCUCUAUCAUUCCAAAAUUUCUUUUAGCUGCUGAGGAUCUUCACAGCUAUUGGACAAAGUUCACCCUCGAAAAUGAUUCCCUGUUGGAAGCUAUGAUUGAGCUGGGUAAUGAUGAUGAAUUUUCAAAUAAUGUAGAGUUGGAGGUUCACAGUACCUUUCUAAAUGCUAAAGCUUUGGUUAACAAGUUCCAAUCUAGUUCAGAUAGUCUUGGUUUGGUCAGUGAGACUAGUGUCGUUGAUAAGCUUGAUGGUGAUAAUACUGGCUUAAUGGUGAAUCCAACAGCUCAGGUGGGUCCCGUUAUUGCCAGUACAGAAUCCUCUGGUUCCAGCGUUCAGUUACCAAAGAUUCCAUUACCUACUUUCGAUGGUCGUUUGCAAUCGUGGCCCGAUUUUAGGGAUCGGUUUACCACUUUAGUAGGUCGGAGAGCUCAUCUCAGUAACAUUGAAAAAUUCUAUUAUUUAUUAGGUUGUCUACAGUCUGGUCCUAAUGAGGUAGUGAAAGGUAUUACUGUUUCUGAAUCCACCUAUGAGCUUGCUUGGUCCGCUUUAGUUCAAAGAUACGACAAGCCUCGGCAGCUAGCGACCACUUUAGUUAAUGAAAUGUUAACCGCUACGAAUAAUCAACAAGAGUCUCCGGCCGCAUUAAUAAAUUUUUUAAAUACAUUCUGCGAAAACAUAGCCUUGCUCAGGUCUUUAAAUAUAACUGAUAUCGGUUCGUUUCUGUUAUUUACGAUUUCUGUUCGCUGUUUGCCACCAACUACUCGUCGUCUGUUUGAACAGGGUAAUACGGUCGAUUUUCCUACGGUGGACAAUUUGCUCUGUUUUGUCAAGGAUCGGGUAGAGGUGUUGGAAAAUUCCGGAUCAGCUCAGAUCCAUUCCACACCGAAGACCCAGACAAAGGCGGUCAUAAAUCUGCCCAAAUCAUCCAACGCGAAAGUUCAGGGUGCGAAAGCUUUUCGGGGACAUCAGGGUUCUCCAGUGGCUUUAGUCGCUAAUAAGCAGGGUGAAGAAGCCAGACGAUGUUUACAGUGCAGUAAUUCGCAUUCUUUAGAGUCGUGCCCCACGUUUAAACAAUUGUCUGUUGAUGAUCGCUACGUUCUAGUGAGUAAGCAUCGCUUGUGUAUGAUUUGUUUUGGCAAUAAUCAUUGGGCCAAUAAAUGCAAGUCGUCGUGUUCCAUUUGCCAUGGUCGUCAUAACCAUCUGCUACAUCGGGAUAAUUCCCACGCUAAAUCGUCUGCGCCCAAAGCUCCGGUUGCAUUGUUAGUUGAUUCUCAACGAUCUCGUUCAGUCUUAUUGGGAACAGCUUCGGUCAACGUUCUUGACAUAGCUGGAUGUUCACGUCCAGUUCGGGCCUUAAUUGAUUCUGCCUCACAGGUGAGUAUCAUCUCAUCCGCAUGUGUUCAGCGCUUAGGUCUACGUCGUGAACCAUGGACAGUACCAGUGUCUGGAAUAGCAGGGCAAUCCGUGCAGACCAUCGAUGGCAAAGUGCAGAUCAGCAUACAAUUAGUCGACGAUAGUGGUACCAUAGUUUUAGACGCUUGGUCAAUGCCCAAGAUCACCGGUUCAUUACCAGCAGUUCAGCUACCUACCUUCGUUCGGGACAAGUGCUCUCACCUCAACUUAGCUGACCCCAAGUUUGACUCGCCAGCUCCGGUCGAGUUACUGCUUGGAGCCGACGUUUUUCCGCGAGUGCUCCGCAGUGGUAGAGAAGAUUUGGGUACCGGUUUUCCCACUGCUCUCGAGACCAUCUUCGGUUGGAUUCUUCUUGGUCCGGUUGAUUCCCAUCCGUCGCCGGUUCCACCACAGAUCAUGACUUCGUUACUAGCUACGUCCAUCGAAUCUUUAGUUGAAAGAUUUUGGGAAGUCGAAGAGCCGGAAGAAGUGCCGUUGUCUUUCACCGAAGAAGGAAAAUGUGAAGAAAUCUUUGUACGGGAAACUUACCGCGAUAGUUCGGGUCGGUUUGUAGUUCCGCUUCCAUUUCGUGUUCCACCCACGUCGUCAACCUUUUGUGGCUCGCGCCAAAUGGCUCUAAUUCGCUUUGAGCAUCUGGAGCGUAAAUUAAUACGGGAUGAAGCAUUGUACGUUGCAUAUAGGCAGUUCAUGGCAGAUUAUGAGUCGCUUGGCCAUAUGUCAGUUGCGGAAUCCCCUGGUGUUUAUUUUCUGCCUCAUCAUGCAGUUCGCAAGAUGGAGGGUAACAACGUCAAGCUCCGAGUGGUGUUCGACGCGUCAGCUCGACCUCCAUCAAACACUUCACUCAACGACGCUCUGUUAGUGGGUCCGAAGCUCCAGCAGGAUAUAGUAGAUAUUCUGCUUCGAUUCCGUCUUCAUGCAAUUGUUUUUACUGCGGACAUCUGCAAGAUGUAUCGGCAGAUUUGGUUAGCUCCAGAAUACCGACGAUGUCAGCACAUUUUGUGGCGGUCUUCACCUCAUGACAAGAUUCAAGAGUUCGAAUUGAACACUGUCACAUAUGGUGUCGCCUCCGCUCCCUAUUUGGCGUUAAGGGUAUUAAAGGAAAUUGCCAUCAGUCAUGGUGAACAGUACCCAUUAGUCCAGUCGGCUCUAUUAUACCAGACCUACAUGGAUGAUAUAUGCACUGGUGCAGACUGCAUUAGUGAUGCUCAGGCUUUUCAAAGCGACUUGAUCAAUAUUCUUGGCCAGUUCGGUCUAGAACUGAAGAAGUGGGCGAGUAAUUCACCUCAGCUGUUGGAGAACAUACUUCCGGAGGACAGGGCAGUAGGCUCGCUGCCGUUCAACGAUGGUGAUACCCUUUCAGUUCAAGUUUUGGGUAUGAAGUGGAAUCCCGAUGAUGAUACCUUCAACUAUAACGUCAGUUCGACUAAGUUUGUGUCAUCAAAACGCAGUAUGUUAUCAGUUAUCGCUCGGAUCUUUGAUCCUCUCGGUUUUUUGUCUCCAGUGAUCUUUUAUGCUAAACAUCAACUGCAGUGCGUUUGGCAGGCCGGUGUUUCGUGGGAUGAACGGCUUCCAUUAGCAUUAGAAAAUUCUUGGAUGUCGUUUGUUAAAGAUUUACAUUGUUUAUCUGCGAUUCGAGUACCGAGGUUCGUUGGUACAUCGGAAGGUUCCCGAUAUGAGUUGUGUGGCUUUGCAGAUGCGUCAAACAAAGGUUAUGCUGCUGUUAUUUAUUUGCGUGUGUCCGAUCGUCAUCACCAAGUUUCGGUGUUCUUGCUAGGCAGUAAAACCAAAUUAGCUCCCACCAAACCUAUGUCCAUACCUCGUCUUGAAUUAUGUGCUGCUGGAUUACUUGCUCGCUGGUUAAGUCGUAUACAAAGCACUUUGUCGUCUCAGCUCGUUAUCGACAAUGUUUUCGCUUGGUCAGAUUCGUUGGUGGUAUUAUCGUGGUUAAAAACACCACAUAUGUCUUAUAAGAUUUUUGUUUCAAAUCGAGUUAACAAAAUUCGAGAGUUGUUGCCUCUCUGUCGUUGGUUUUAUGUCAAUACUAGCAUAAAUCCAGCUGAUUGUGCUUCCCGAGGAUUACGCCCUGGAGAACUAGCUCAGUGUGACCUCUAUUGGACGGGUCCUUCCUUUUUACAUCAGUUCGGUGAAAGUUGGUCAUCCAAGGUUGAACUGAUUCCAUCGAAUCAGCUACCCGAGGUUUCAGGAUCGGUGUCUUGUUUUGUCGAAAUGACGGGGGAGGUAAAUGAAUGGUUUUCGCGAUUUUCAUCAUUAAAUCGCAUGCUGCGGGUUGUUGUUCGCUUACAACGUCUUGUAAAACUAUACCGCAAGACUCCUGUAGAUACAAGUUUUAUUUCUUUCUAUGAUUAUAAUGAUGCGCUAUUAGCGAUCGUCAAAUGCUCGCAAGCUAUAUUUUUUAAGGCUUUGCUCCGAGAGCUAUCAUCUGGUCAGUCUAUCUCUUCUCGUCCAUUGGCUCGUCUAUCACCGUUUAUAGAUAAAAAUGGCGUCAUUCGGGUGGGCGGUCGCCUUCGUCAUUCCUUGUUGUCAGAUCGACGCAAGUUUCCUAUUCUAUUGUCCAAAUCCUCUCAUUUGUCAUUGCUCGUUGCAAGACAUUGGCAUCGGUUCGCUUGUCAUGCUGGUCCUCGUCUCAUGUCAGAUCUAAUAUGUAGACAGUUUUGGAUCGUAGGCGAUCGUUAUGUUAUCCGUCGUGCCAUUAGUGAAUGUACUGUUUGCGUCAGGUUGUCCGCUCGCAACCCGCAACCAAUAAUGUCUGAUUUACCUGACUUUCGAGUCCAACAGUGUCAUCCCUUCGCCUGCGUAGGUAUUGAUUAUGCUGGUCCGCUUCUUAUAAAGGAAACUAACCUAAGAAAGGCACGGCAAUAUAAGGUCUAUAUUGCAGUGUUUGUAUGUAUGAGCGUCAAGGCAGUUCACCUUGAGCUAGUGACAGAUCUGUCCACAGAUGCUUUCUUGGCAGCGUUCGACCGCUUCGUGGCUCGGCGAGGAAUGCCGUCGGCAGUGUAUUCCGACUGUGGGACUAAUUUUGUUGGAGCGUCGAAAAGGCUUUUUGACCUAAUUAAUGACCCUAAAAACCGCGAUCAGCUCAGUUCCGCUUUUGCUUGUUCUUGGAAUUUCAAUCCGCCUAGUGCUCCCCACUUUGGUGGGCUCUGGGAAGCCGCUGUUCGUUCCACUAAGCUCUUGUUGGUUCGGGUAGUCGGUAACCAGAUUCUGUCGUACGAAGAGUUCACGACAAUUUUGUGUAGAAUAGAGUCGGUAUUGAAUUCUAGGCCGUUAACGCCGUCGUCUAAUGACCCGAAUGAUUUAGAUUGUCUUACCCCUGGUCAUUUUCUUGUUGGUAGACACUUGUGUGCAGUGCCUGAACCAGAGAUCUCCGUCAGCUCGACAAAUCUCAAAAACCGUUGGAAGUUCCUCCACCAGGUUUUUCAAUCGUUCUGGCGUCGUUGGUCCAACGAGUAUUUGCAUACUCUACAGACCAAAGGACGAUGGUUAGUUAACCAAGAGAAUCUUAAACUAGGUGAGUUAGUAAUUAUCAAGGACAAUAACUCUUCCCCGUUAGUGUGGAGGUUGGGUCGAAUCCAAGAGCUUCUACCCGGUUCAGACGGUGUCGUAAGAGUAGUUAAAUUGCUCACGAGACAAGGCCUCACUACUAGACCUGUAGUGAAAUUGGUUCCGCUUCCCACUCAAUAAUAAUAAAUUCUGUUUUAUAUAAUUAGUGAAGGAGAGACAGUUCAGUCUACUCAAGGCUCAUUUUUUAAUUUUUUAUUUGUGUAUGAUGUUUAUCUUUACCCCAUGUUCGCUCUAGUUUCGCUGUUACGUGGUUGGUGUUUAGUUCGGCACCAACAAUGAUUCAUUUUGUAAGUAAUUUGCUUUUAUUAUUUGUUAUAUAAUCAUAUUAUAAUAACUUAGCUAUUUUUAUG